GGCGGUGGCGCCCGUUUCACAUCAUCCGUGGUGAAUUUUCUCUUCGAUUAUAGAAAACCACUAUAAACCGAGCCGAAAAUCAUAUAUGCCCUCGGCGUCGGUGUCGCUCACCCAGUCUCCUCUCAGACUCCAAAAAGUUUUCUUUCAAACACACACACAACAACAACAACAAAAAACACCACAGACAUGGAUGACUUGCCACCAGAACAAAUCGCUGUCUUGAAGAAGGCAUUCGAAGCUUUCGACAGCCAAAAGUCCGGAUCCAUCCCAACCGACAUGGUCUCCGACAUCUUGCGUUUGAUGGGUCAACCCUUCGACAAGAAGAUCCUCGAAGAGCUCAUCAACGAGGUCGACGCUGACAAGUCCGGCCGUCUGGAGUUCGACGAAUUCGUCACCCUCGCCGCUAAGUUCAUCGUUGAGGAGGACGAUGAGGCCAUGGCCAAGGAACUGAAGGAAGCCUUCCGUCUGUACGACAAAGAAGGAAACGGUUACAUCCCGACCAGCUGCUUGCGCGAGAUCCUCAGGGAACUCGAUGACCAGUUGACCGACAAGGAAUUGGACAUGAUGAUCGAGGAAAUCGAUUCCGAUGGUUCCGGAACCGUUGAUUUCGAUGAAUUCAUGGAGAUGAUGACUGGCGAAUAAAUAUCUCUCACUCUCACUCUUUUUCACACAAAAUAAAGACUUUAUAUUGAAAGUAUAAUUAUAUUUGUUAUAUAAUUUUAUUUGUUACAUCA
Messenger RNA from Nicrophorus vespilloides, 734 nucleotides. RefSeq names its product troponin C. The transcript is spliced from 6 exons. The record is from RefSeq and is a predicted model, not a curated record. The coding region runs from base 187 to 642 and encodes 151 amino acids. Gene Ontology annotation, molecular function: calcium ion binding; enzyme regulator activity. Lineage: Eukaryota; Metazoa; Arthropoda; Insecta; Coleoptera; Silphidae.